Molecule: messenger RNA, 1941 nt
Organism: Juglans regia (Persian walnut)
Lineage: Eukaryota; Viridiplantae; Streptophyta; Magnoliopsida; Fagales; Juglandaceae
Exons: 2
Coding region: 882-1463 (193 amino acids)
Source: RefSeq, a predicted model, not a curated record
CCCCGUCGCCUGCAAGCCUCAUCUCUCUCUCUCUCUCUCUCUCUCUCUCUCUCUGUGUGACUUCAUUGAAGUUGCGUCUUCGUAAAGCUUUCCACUAGAUAUCAAAACCCCGAAUUCUUUUGGUAAACCCGAUUUUCUCCAUUUUUCUUCAUCUAUUUUUUUGAGUCACUAUGAUUUGUUUGAUGAUACGUUUGGUAGGUAAGAUGUAUUUAUUUGGGUUUUGUUUGAUUUUUUUUAUCCUGAAACUGAUCUAACUACUCUUGCAAGAAGUUGGAGGAAUUGAAGAAGAGGAUGAGGGGGAAGAAGUUGCACUUGGUUAUUUAUGAGUUCCAUUGGGUCAAAUGGGCUUGUCAUGCUGUUCUCUUCGUCUUCGGUUUCAGUAAUGGAGGAUGAUUGCAAUGAUGCGUCCGGUCCUUUGUUUUGAUCAAGUUCAGCUUUACUAUGAUCAAUCUGAGAAGUUUAAUGCUGUUUUUGCUCUUGUUCUGGUUGCUGUUGCAAUUGUUGUUAGGGUUGGGGAUUUUUUUUUUUUUGAUAAGUAAAAUCAGAUGCGGUUGGGGAUCUUCACUGGCAGGAAAGAUUGGCUUGCGGGUGAUUGGAUUGAUAGCCCUCUUUUUUAGCUUUUUCUUGAUUGUGUGGGGGGCAUCUUGGUAGAGCCCAGGCCCAAGAUUUAUGGGAAUCCCAGGCCCCUCAUUGCGGAGUCCAUUCUCUCUCUUUGUUGCAGGUGGCGUAAGAUUAGCAAAUGUGGCACUGCUCGGGUUGCGAAACACGACCUCUACAAUGACGUCGUCUGUGAGAUCUUUUUCCAUAAACAAUGUGUACUUCGCAUGCUGACAGUAACACAGUCCCAAACCACACAGGGGGAAGAACUCUAGGACAAAGACAUGGAGGCGAAACUCACGAGCAUGGAGGAGAUGGUAAGGAAGCUAACGGAGGAGAUAGGGGCGCUCCACCAAGAAGAUGCAGCAUUCAAGCAGACCAACGAGGAGAUGGUGGGAGGAGGGGAACCUAGCAGAACUGGGCUCGUGGAUUCACAGCGGGUCCCUGCAAACCCCACGGCGGAGGAGGAGAGACGUAAGAAGCACCUCGUCAGUACCGACUUGCCAUACAACAUGGGAGUCAUGGCGGUGCCUCUUCCAACCAAAUUCAAAAUCCCUCAGAUUGAGGUGUACGACGAGACUGAAGAUUCGUUGGAAUACUUGGAGACGUUCAAGACCCACAUGACCUUGCACAGUUUCCCAGGUGAAAUCGCCUGUCGGGUCUUUCCUUUGACGUUGAAAGGACCCGCCCGGGCUUGGUUUGAAUCUCUAUCACUAGGGAUACUAGAUAGCUUCGAUGAGUUGGCUUGCCUAUUCAUGACAUGGUUCAUGGCAAGUCGAAAGAGGAGGCGCUCGGUCGUCUACCACCUCACGGUUAAACAACGGGACAGAGAGAGCAUGAAGUCAUAUCUCUCCCAGUUUAAUUAGGAGUGCAUGACUACGAACAACCAAGAUGAAAAAAUUACCUUGGCAACCCUCCUAGGUGGGACCUGGCCUAGGAACCCGUUUAUGGUCGAAGUAGCACGAAUAACUCCAACCACACUGAGGGCGUUCAUGGAUUGCAAGAUAGAUUCAUCAAUGCCGAGGACACCCUUGAAGCCUAGACGGCUUUGCGACGAAUUGAGAUGGAACAAGCGGAUCAGAAGGCGACUAGGCAAAGAGGCAGUCAUAGCUGUGACGGAGCUGGUGGCGGGACGAGCUGGGGGCGAGGGGGGCAGCUGGGUGCGGGGCCCCGCUAUCCACCCUUAAAUCGAACCGAACCGGUAGGUUUGGUCUAGUAUCAGGUUCGGUCUAGUUCGGUACUGGUUCUAUUUUUCUCAAAAUUGGAGAAAUCGAUUUUGUUUCGGUUUUCCUUUUUCUAACACCGGAUUGAGCCGGAUUGGACCGAUUCAUAUAUAUAUAUUUA